Molecule: messenger RNA, 1056 nt
Organism: Arctia plantaginis
Lineage: Eukaryota; Metazoa; Arthropoda; Insecta; Lepidoptera; Erebidae
Source: the annotation of a GenBank genome assembly
AUGUUCAGAGAGGGGGCUGUCCUGUGCUUAUGGGCCCUGUGCCUGUCUGUGGGGCACAGUCAGCCUGUGUCCUGCACAGAUGGAGACCAUUGCACUCGUGGCUACUAUUGUGACACGGAAGCUAAAAAGUGCAGGGAGUGCUUGAGGUGUCAAGAUUUCAAGCGCGAGCCGUUGGAAGACAACACUUGUAUUACAUCCAUCGAUAAAUGCGGACUUUGUUUUAAAGGGUACGUGAUCGAUCGCCUGGGUGACGUGAACGCGCCUUGCGUGAUCUCUGGCACAGCAGAGCCUGCCUACCCGCCGAAUUAUGUAUGGUGGCUUAUCGGUGUAAGCGUAUUCAUUUUUCUGUCUCUGAUGAUCGGCAUUAUCGUCUACAUCUACGUAAAUCCCGGAGUCUUCAAGUUUGCAGGUAAUUGUCCAAGUGGUACGGUGAGCACGAACAUUUUGACGGCUCCCAGACCCACAGCUCCUGAGGCACCACCGCCAUACCAACCACCGUAUAACGAUGUUCCGUACACAUCGGUCCGCACUACAGAGUCACCUUGCCCGCCGACGCUUGGAGUUGAAGAUAUCGGCGAUAUAAAUGAAGAAUAUGGUUCAUUUAUCAAGCCCAUGUCGCGGAUGCAGCAGUCUGGACCGCGGCAGUCGGAUGCCAACCAAACCGCAAGGGUCUUCAACCCCGAGACUCCAAUCAUUACAGAGGUGAAUGAUAACUUGCCUGUCCACGAUGAAGUGACUGCAGACAGCAAUUGGACACCUAACGGGCCUUCCAACGCAGAUAUCAAUGCCAAUGUAAGCGAGGCGACGAGCGAGGCGGCGAGCGAGGCGGCGAGCGGCGCUCUGUCCCAGCAGCUGGCGGUCGCGCGCGACACCACGCUCAUCGAGCACGCGCCCAAGCGCAAGCGCCUCUCCGCGCCGAGUUCCAACAACGGGAACCGAGAGAGUAGUUCAGGCGCCGACUACACCCAGGGCCACUCCUCAGGGACGCAGACCGGCGCUCCGUACAACUUUAUCACACAGAUCACCAAUGUGGUACAAAUCAACCAAACGUCAUAA